Messenger RNA from Penicillium coprophilum, 627 nucleotides. RefSeq lists its product as uncharacterized. The record is from RefSeq and is a predicted model, not a curated record. NCBI's taxonomy places the organism in Eukaryota, Fungi, Ascomycota, Eurotiomycetes, Eurotiales, Aspergillaceae. The coding region runs from base 1 to 627 and encodes 208 amino acids. The transcript has 2 exons.
AUGAUUGGCAGCGUGUUUUUCAUAUUCAACCGCCUGGUUGAGAUCGUCUUCCUGAUCCCAAUCAUUGGCAUGCUGGCCUACUUUGUCGACGGCUACUUAAAAGCAAAUCAGCUGACCCCACCCUACAUCUUGGUCCUGUUCAUCGUCAGCGUAAUCGCCAUCUUCUGGGCCCUCGACACGCUAAUCCGCUUCUCAACAACAAAGCGAUCUGCGAUCUUCGUCGCAUUCGUGGACAUGGUCUUCUUCGGCGCAUUUAUUGCAUCCGUCUACCAGCUUCGCUUCAUUGCAAAUGCUGACUGUGCCCACUGGAAUGGUGGCUCCGUUUGGAUCUCCCUAGGUCCAUUCGGGUCCUUCGGCCAGCGCACAGAUAACCCGCUGUCACUGGAUGUCAAUAAGACUUGCGCCAUGCUCAAGGCCUCCUUUGCAAUUGGUAUCAUGGAGACGGUAUUCUUCUUCUGGACUGCGCUCAUUGCGCUGUUCUUGCACCACUCGCAUGACAAACGGACUGUCGUCAAGGAGACAACGACUGUUCGGAGACGCAGCCAUUCCAGCCGUCGCGGUCAUGGAUCUGGUUCCCACUCGCGUCAUCGUAGCUCGAGCCGCAGGCCUGCGCCUUAUGUCGUUUGA